Ogataea angusta is the source of this 291-nucleotide messenger RNA. RefSeq lists its product as uncharacterized. The transcript has a single exon. The record is from RefSeq and is a predicted model, not a curated record. Lineage: Eukaryota; Fungi; Ascomycota; Pichiomycetes; Pichiales; Pichiaceae. Bases 1 to 291 code for a protein of 96 amino acids.
AUGACUCGCCAGGUAUUUCCUAGGAAGGAAGGAGCAGAAAAUCAGCUACUUUUUGAAUUUUGGUGUGUAACAUAUCCAGGCUCAAAUUUGUCCGUGAUCAGGGGCUAUUUGAUGCUAAGCUCACCUAGCUGGAGCCUGCGGCCACUUUUCACAGCCACUCCUCAUUGCUCAGAUGCCAAGCCAUGCCAGAUUGUCAGCCAGAUCUGGUCCGAGGUAUACCUACUCCCGGAUCUUAGCCGUACUGGAGAGACCACUCAGCAUCACGAUAGUGGACUUUCGGCGCACACGUGA